AUGGAGAAAAACCUCACUGUUUUGUCAGGCUUCAUCCUCCUGGGUUUCUCUGAUGCCCCAGAGCUACAAAUACCCAUCUUUACAAUUUUCUUAUCCCUGUACAUUUUAGUGGUGCUAGGGAACCUGAUGAUGAUCCUGCUAAUCAACACUGACCCCCAGAUCCACACCCCCAGGUAUUUCUUCCUGACCCACUUAUCUUUCAUAGAUUUUUGCCUUUCUUCCACUGUUGUCCCAAGGGCACUGGAGACCUUCCUGCUGGGGAGAAGCCACAUCUCUCUUUUGGGUUGCUUUGCCCAGAUUUAUUUUUUCGUUGCUCUGAUUGUCUGUGAGAGCUUCCUCCUGGGGGUGAUGGCUUACGACCGGCACACGGCAGUGUGCAAGCCACUGUGUUACACCACCACCAUGUUCAGGGUGUGUUGUUACAACAUGAUGGUGCUGGUGUACACCACAGGCUUCCUCACUGCCCUGGUGCAUACCAUCCUGGCGGGGAGGUUGCCCUUCUGCCGGGCCAGGAGCAUCAACCACUUCUUCUGUGAGUUGCUCGCCUCUCCUGCUCUGAUGCCCGCACAAAUGAGACUUUGCAGGUUUCCAACUCUGGGCUUGACAUUGUGGGCUCUGUCCUUAUGA
This is a messenger RNA of Mesitornis unicolor (brown roatelo), 627 nucleotides long. Its product is annotated as olfactory receptor-like protein OLF1. Gene Ontology annotation, biological process: G protein-coupled receptor signaling pathway; sensory perception of smell. The transcript has a single exon. The record is from RefSeq and is a predicted model, not a curated record. Gene Ontology annotation, cellular component: membrane. Bases 1 to 627 code for a protein of 208 amino acids. Gene Ontology annotation, molecular function: G protein-coupled receptor activity; olfactory receptor activity; odorant binding. Lineage: Eukaryota; Metazoa; Chordata; Aves; Mesitornithiformes; Mesitornithidae.